Molecule: messenger RNA, 1440 nt
Organism: Tinamus guttatus (white-throated tinamou)
Lineage: Eukaryota; Metazoa; Chordata; Aves; Tinamiformes; Tinamidae
Source: RefSeq, a predicted model, not a curated record
CCUUGCAUCAUGGAGAGGAUCAGAGCUCCAGCUGCAGCCUCCCAGAGGAAGAGGCAGAGAGAAAUGCAGUCCCCAAAUGCUCCCUGCACCUAUGAGAUCAAGUUCAAUAAAUUUGUCAUUUUUAUUAUGCAGAGGAAGAUGGGGAAGACCAGAAGGGCAUUUCUGAUGGAGCUGGCGAGAAGAAAAGGUUUCAGAGUCGAAAGUGAGUUAAGUGACUCUGUCACCCACAUUGUGGCAGAGAACAAUUCCUACCUGGAGGUAUUGGACUGGCUGAGGGGGCAGGCAGUGCGGGACAGCUCCAGGUUUGAGCUCCUGGAUAUUUCCUGGUUCACAGCCUGCAUGGAAGCUGGAAGGCCAAUUGAGUUGGAAAUGAAAUAUCGGCUCAUGGAGCAAGAUGAGUUUCCAGCUGUGAAUACAUGUGAACCAGAAGUGCCAUCAUUUACUGUAAGCAAAGUAUCUCAAUAUUCAUGUCAAAGGAAGACAACUUUAAAUAACUUGAACAAGAAAUUCACGGAUGCCUUUGAAAUAAUGGCUGAAAAUUAUGAGUUCAAAGAAAAUGAAAUAUUCUCCCUGGAAUUUCAGAGAGCAGCUUCUGUGCUGAAAUUUCUUCCAUUUCCAGUGGUCAGAAUGAAAGACAUACAGGGCUUGCCCUGCAUGGGAGAUCAAGUCAGAGACAUCAUCGAGGAGAUUAUUGAAGAAGGAGAGAGUUCUAGAGCUAAAGAUGUGUUAAAUGAUGAACGAUAUAAAUCAUUUAAGCAAUUUACUUCAGUCUUUGGAGUGGGAGUGAAGACAUCUGAGAAGUGGUACAGGAUGGGUUUACGGACUCUGGAAGAAGUAAAAGCUGAGAAGACCCUGAAGCUAUCAAAAAUGCAGAGAGUAGGGCUCCUCUACUAUGAAGACCUGGUUAGCCGUGUAUCUGAGGCAGAAGUAGAGGCAGUAGACUUGAUUGUCAAGAAGGCUGUGCAUAUGUUUCUACCGGAUGCUUUAGUUACCGUAACUGGUGGUUUCAGAAGGGGUAAGAAGAUUGGGCAUGAUAUAGAUUUUUUGAUCACCAAUCCAGGACCAAGAGAUGAUGAUGAUCUUCUGCAUAAAGGCUUACUCCUAUAUUGUGAUAUCAUUGAAUCAACAUUUGUAAAAGAGCAGCGACCAAGCAGACAUAUUGAUGCCAUGGAUAAUUUUCAGAAGUGUUUUGCAAUUUUAAAGUUGUAUCAGCCACGAGCAGACAGCAGGAGUUACAACACAUCAGAGGAAUUUGAUACAGCAGAAGUCAAAGACUGGAAGGCAAUCCGUGUGGAUCUGGUUAUAAGCCCCUUUGAGCAAUACGCAUAUGCUCUGUUAGGCUGGACAGGCUCCAAGCAAUUUGGGCGUGAUUUGCGCAGGUAUGCCAAUCAUGAGAAGAAGAUGAUGCUGGAUAAUCAUGCCUUGUAUGAUAAGAGAAAG